This is a messenger RNA of Argentina anserina (silverweed cinquefoil), 1296 nucleotides long. RefSeq names its product protein MKS1-like. The record is from RefSeq and is a predicted model, not a curated record. Gene Ontology annotation, cellular component: nucleus. Lineage: Eukaryota; Viridiplantae; Streptophyta; Magnoliopsida; Rosales; Rosaceae. The coding region runs from base 283 to 942 and encodes 219 amino acids. The transcript has a single exon.
AAUACAUAACACUCUUCAACUAAUUGCCAAAGUUUUACAAAUCAAACAUCAUCAGAGAGUUCUUCAUCAUUAUUCCUGGAUUUAAAUAACCCAUCUCAUUUCAUUGACUUGCUCUCCCCUUUAAAUAUUUCAUGUCAUGAGCUCACCUACUGUGCCCAAUAUCUUGCCAUUUGCCUUGGAAUAUUAGUAACAUGCUUCAGAAAGAUCCCCAUAACAUCAACAACUACCAUAGAAGAUCAGCAAUUUUUUCCGUUCGAUUUAGCGAUCUAGUUCAUCAUCAUCAUGAAUUUUUCAGACUACCCAACAGGCAAGUCUCCAAGAAAAGAGCUCCAACUCCAGGGUCCACGUCCAGCACCGCUCAAGAUUCAUAAAGACUCCCACAAGAUCAAGAAGCCUCCGGUUGUUCCUCAACCCUCGCAACAAGCUAAUCAGCAUCACCAGCCGCCGCGACAGCCGGUUAUAAUCUAUACUGUUUCGCCCAAGAUCAUUCACACCAACCCUAGCGACUUCAUGAACCUCGUCCAGCGCCUCACAGGUUUACCAGCUGCCUCCAAUUCUUCUGCUUCUUGCUCUUCCUCUUCUCCUCGAAGUGAUCAGAAUAACUCUAUUGGCGGCGGUGGCGAAUCGAUAAUGGAGCAGUCUAGGUCUUCGAAUCAUGAAGGAACUAUGGACAUGGAUGAUGAUGAUGAUCGUCGCGCUCAUGAUGCUGGUCUUAAGCAGCAAAAGAGUUUUUUUCCAGGGAUCUUGUCGCCGGCUCCGGGUUCGCUUCCUUCGAUUCCUUCAAACUUCUUCUCUCCGCCGGCGGAUAGCUUCUUCCAUGAUUUGAGCCCUGUACUUCAUGGUAACAGGAACUUCAUAGAAGGUAGCUUCAUGCCUAGUCCGUCCAACUUCUUUUCCCCUACUCCAUCCAUUGACCUAUUCAACAAUUUUUCCGAUUUAUAGUUUGUCUUUCGGUUUCAAAUUCUUUACAAGUGGAUGAAUUUAAAGAUUUAGUCAAGAUAGAGUUUUCUGGGUUUGUUUCACAGACAUAGUUUUGAUGAUGAUGAUAAAGAUUAUAGAAAUGGGACUAGAUUGGAAUUCUAAUUUUAAAUUUUUGGUGGGGAGGCAAGUUGGAAAGUUCUUAAUUAGUUGAGGUUUAUCAGUGUGGGGCAUAAAAUGAUGGAUCAUGCAGUACUUUGGAGUUUGGAUGCAGAUAGCUUAUGAUUCUCAUUUUCCUUUUGUUUCUGAUACCAUUUUUUGUCAUGUACUCUUUGGCAUGUAAUUUGCAAACAUAUAUAGUUGACCUUUUCCAUUGUU